Molecule: messenger RNA, 1277 nt
Organism: Melanaphis sacchari
Lineage: Eukaryota; Metazoa; Arthropoda; Insecta; Hemiptera; Aphididae
Exons: 1
Coding region: 80-1129 (349 amino acids)
Source: RefSeq, a predicted model, not a curated record
AAUAUUUUAAGUUGAUUAACGUAAAUGGACUGUUUUUGUUUGUUUGUGUUUUAAAUUAUAAUCAUUUCUAUACCCUAAAAUGCACAUUAAACAUGUAUGUAUUGAAUUUGAAAUAUACGUAUUAUCAUGUCAAGUUUAUAUAACGUUUUCCGAUAAUGUACCUAUUGAUUAUGACAUUGAAAUUGAUGUGAAAUCAAUUAGUAUAACGUUAGCAGAAAAAGACGUAUACAUUUUAAACAUUAAAGAGUAUACAUUUGAAGAAGACGAAGUAAGAGAUAUCAAAGUUUAUGGCAAUAAAUUACUAUUUCGAGCUCAGUUAAAUAGCUGCCCCAAAAUUGAAUCGUCUUGCUUUUCAUUCACACCUGAAUAUAUGCCUAAAGUGAAAAGUGCCGAAGAAGUCUUCAUUACAUGUUGUUCGUGUCAAAAUUUAAUUGACAGAAAAUCAUUUAAUUUUCGCCGAGUCUUACCAGUAGAGUUAUAUGAAGUUGAUAAUAUGUUUUGUCAUGGAGGAACAGAAAAUUUAGUUUUCCAUCCACAAGAAGAUGACUGUUACUAUGACAAAGUAUCAAUCUAUAUUAGAAAUAAACAUUGGACAUCAUCCAACUCUGUCAAAUGUAAAAACUGUAAUUUAUGUUUAGGUGUAUGUGUAGAAUACGGCUUAAGGUUGUGGUUAGACUCUGUCACUUUUAAAUUUGGGGAUAACGAUGAACAAACAAAUGCUCCACCAUAUGACUGUUUUGCUAUUUUAGUAGAUGAUAUUGUUAAAACGAUGCUCGGACCAAUUUCACACAUUAUAAUGAAAUUCAAGGAUUCUGAAAAUCUGUAUCAUUAUUUAUUAAUGAAAGUCAUUAAAAAAAAUGAAUUUGCUAUUGCUUUAAAUCCUAAUUGUAGUAACGUUCUUACGCUUAAUAGAAAAAAUUGCUCAAGUAUUAUUUGGCAUACAUCUUCUGAAUUCGUAGAAAAAUGGAGAAAUGAUUAUUUUGUCACAGAAAUUCAAAUAUCGGAAAGAAUGUAUCAAAGCGCAAUUAAAUAUUUAACUGAAAUUAACAAACAACUUCUUAUUGGAAAUUGUUCAACCGGAAUUGAGAAAUCACGGAAAUCUUAUUUAUUCACAGAUUUAAUUGAAUAAUUUCAACAUAAUUCUGCAUAAAAUAUUGUAGAACUAACCAUAUAACCAAUUACCUAUAUGCUCAAUACAAUAUUAUAGUUUUAAAUUUUGUAUAAAAACAUUCCAUUUUUAAUUUAUCAUUGUUAUGAAUCAUAAAUAAAGAUAAUCU